GAGAUUAGCACUGGAGGAGGGGGAGAGACCGAGGGAGGUGUGUGCAAGAAGAUCUCAGUCGAGGUGAAUUUGUCCAGAGGACAUUUGGACGCAGAAUAAUAACGGCAACAAUAAAAACCAGAGAAACAAGAGGGACUUUUAUAAAUCAGAGCUGCAAUGCGAUUGGUCAGCGUGGCGGGGGCGCGGCUCCGCAGGGCAGCAGAGGAGGAGGAGGAGGAGAGGGAGGAGAGGGAGCGACCACCUCCUCCACCCCCCUCACACCACUCCAACCACCAGUUCACAAGCAUGAAGAACAAGUUCUUCAACGAACUCACGCACCUGCCAAAUCAUAAACUCAACUUGCCCAUGUGGGCAGUGGGAGCCAUCGUAGUUGUGGUCCUUGCCCUCGCCGGCUGCCUGUGUUUCUGCAUCUACAGGAAGUGUUUCAACAAGGGCAAGAAACCCAAGAAGGUCCGUGAGAGGAAGGGAGGCCGAGGGCGCAGAAAGAAGAAUGCAGAGGGAGAAGACGGGGACGAGAAGAAGGAAGGAGAGGACGGGAAGGAAGAUGAGGAGAAGGAGUCCCUGGGCAAACUGGAAUACACACUUGACUAUAACUUCACUGAUAACCAGGUAUACAUGAAAUCUUAAGAGCUGCAAUUGUAUAGUCAGUCAUCCAA
Messenger RNA from Solea senegalensis (Senegalese sole), 656 nucleotides. RefSeq names its product synaptotagmin-1-like. The transcript has 5 exons. The record is from RefSeq and is a predicted model, not a curated record. Lineage: Eukaryota; Metazoa; Chordata; Actinopteri; Pleuronectiformes; Soleidae. Bases 157 to 627 code for a protein of 156 amino acids.